GCUCAUGCCCAGGUGCAGCGCUGCUAGAUUAACGCAGGGUCGACCUACGAGCUUGUAUUGCUGCGGGGUUGGGGCACGCCAGCCCCCAUUUCACAGCCACCCGCACGAGGCCGGGGGCAGCGCCACGAGGCAGGCCUCCUGGGAUCGGCACAGUGAUGCGGUCGCUCCCCCUGUUCGCCGUCCUCGCCGGGCGGGCGGCGGGCGAUCGCCCGGCGGCGCUGCGCCGCGCGACGGGCAUCGACGCCACGGAGGGGAUCUGGGGCGCCGACCGCCCGGCGGCGCUGCGCCGCGCGACGGGCAUCGACGCCACGGAGGCGAUCUGGGGCGCACCCUUCCGCGAGCUGGCCGCGCUGCACGGCAGCGCGCCGCCGGCCGCCGCCCUCGGCGUGUCGGCCAAGUUCUGCCCGGGGCGGGACCACACGGCGCGCUACCACGUCGCCCUCGAGCCGCAGCCGCCGCGCGACGGGGGCCCGCCCCUCCGUCGCGUGCCGCGGGCCGCGCAGCGCCGCGCGGCCGAGCGCACGGCCGCGGCCCUGGAGGCGCCGCCGCUCGUCCACGACUGGUUGGAGGCGAUCCUGGCGGCGUCGCCGCCGAUCUUUGGCUUCGGCGUCGACCGGGACGCGGCCGCGGCCAAGCUCUACGUCCAGGCCCGGCCCGGGGCGCCCCUGCCGCCGCUGCCCGCGACGCAGGCGAUGCCGCCGGUUGUAGCGCAGGGGUCGCGCACGCUCGCGCUCGAGUGGCGCGUCGGCAGCGACGCGACGGCGCUGCGCCAGUACGCCGUCCAGGCCGGUGCGGCCGGCGCGCCGCGGCCGGACCGCGACCGCCUGCGCGCCGUCGCCGACGCCCGGCUCGCGGGGGCGCUCGAGGCCGCGAGGGACGCGACCGGCGCCGCGGUCGAGGACGUGGCCGCCUGUGUGGAAAUCAAAAUUCUACGGCGCGUUCGUGCUGAACCGCCGCGUCGACCUCCACGCCAUCGAUGGGACGCCUGCUCGAUGGCGUGGCGAUGCCGGUUCCUUGCCGCUCGACGGAGCCAGCACGGCCGCGUCAUCGCCGAGACAUGACUUAGUGAAGAAUUGUCGGGUGCACCCGACGCACUGGUUGAUUUCCACACAGGUGGCCGCGACAGGCUUCUUCGCCCACGCGAACGCCUCGGCGCCGGCGGCGCGCGCGGACCGCGCCCGGGUCGGCAUGGACUUCGCGCGGCCGCCGGCCGCGGAGACGCUGGCGCCCGUCCUCGCGGCCGCCGGCGCGAACGCGACGGCGGCGGCGCGAUGGGCCGCCGCCUGUGUGGAAAUCAACCAGUGCGUCGGGUGCACUUCGAGCAGGCGUCGCGUCGAUGGCGUGGAGGGCGACGAGACGAUUCUGCACGAACGCGCCGUAAAAUUUUGAUUUCCACACAGGCCGCCGCCUCCGCGAGCGUCGGGCACGCGCUGUCGAACGUGCAGGUCGACGGAAACGGGUGCGUGGCGCUCUACCGCCACCCGGUGUCGCCGCCCGCGGCGGCGGCCGCGCCGCCGGGCGCUUACGCGUGGCCGGCGCCGGUCGCGGCGAUGCUCGACCAAACGACGGCGACGGUCUGGCGCGCGGCGGCGGCGCCGCUCGACGCGUCGGCCGAGGCGGCGUUCGGCCCGUUCGUCGGGUACGACGGCGCGCUGACGGCGCGCGCCGCGACCGCGGCCGCGCCCCCGCCCCGCGACGCGGAAGAGCUCCUGGGGCGGUGGGCCGACGUCGAGUCGGCGGUGCUCCGGCUCGAACACCUCGACUUCGACGCGCGGGGCACCAUGUACGAAGCGGCGUUAGCGCCCUUUCCCCUGGCCGACGGACACACGGCGCACGUCUACGCGUCCCGGAGGGGCGCCUCGGCGCUGCGCAACCACACGGACACGACGGACGUCCUCGUGCUCCAGCUCAGCGGGGCCAAGGAGUGGCGCCACUGCCGCGCGAAGCGCGAAGCGAAGUGCGCGACGUACGCCGACGCCGCCCUCGACGACCUCGCCUGCGAGACGGUCGUGCUGGAGCCCGGCGACGCGCUGUUCCUGCCGCGCGGCGUCGUGCACGGCGCCGUCGCGGUCGACGCCGCGGCCGUGCACCUGACCAUCGGCCUCGGCGAGCUGACGGAGCGCGGCCGCCGCCGCCUCGUCACGUGCACGCAGGACGGCGCCGGCACGGCGUGCCCCGGCGGCUAUUACAGCGCAUCCGGCAGGUACAGCGCCUCGGCCUGCAACGCGGGCUGCGACACGGGCUGCACGACCGAAUGGGGCACGACGACGUGUACCACGGGCUGCAACGCGGACUGCAACACCUGCAACGGGUGCUGGGCGUGCGCGGAGUGCGCCGGCGGUGGGCGGGUGGGCUGCGGCGGCACCUCCGCGGGCUACUGCGUCUACCCCACACCCAAGCCGACGCAGCGCCCGACUAUGCCUCUCCCCACACCCGAGGCCUUCCCCGCGACGUGCCCCGCCUGGUACGACGAGUCCGCGUACCAGUACCCGUUCUACUACCAGGACGAUCCGGGCGCAGACGACCUGCCGAACGACGUCGGGUCGAUCCAGGACGGCUUCUCUGUCUAUAACGGCCGCUUCACGUCGAAGUUCGUGGGGAUGGCGGCGCUCGCAGCGACGAAUCUGAUGGGCGACGUUGAGAUCUGCGCCGUCGUGACGCCGCUGUGCGUCGCGUCGUGCGUGAAACCGACGCUCAACCCCGUCGUUGAGGAGCGGUGGCGCGAGUGGUGCCCGGGAGCCGGCGGCUACGACUUGACCGACAAUCAAAAGAUCGUGGCGUUGGUGAGCGGCGCCUGCGGAUUUCCGAACGGCCUCGGAGAGGACGACGGCGGCUCCUCUCCGGCAUUCUUCUCAAACCCGGAGAUCUUCUACGGCGGUGGCUUUCGCGACGCGGACGGCAACGACGUGCUGCCGGGCCAGGGGUGGGCCGGGCAAAGUUGCGGAUCAGUUCGUGGAAUGGUCACUUACGAUGACCUCCCGUGGCACGUGAACGGGUAUGGCAUCAGCCUCUACAGUAUGAGGACGCAGGUGGAAAUCGGCUACUGGAACAACGAGGCGAGCACCGGCGCGGGAGAAGGAUGCGGCGCCGAGUCUUUCACGGGCCACGCGAGCAUCGUCUUUGCCCGGGUGCCGCCUCCUCCCCCGCCGACGCCGGCCCCUUCGUCCUCGCCGACGGUUGGACCGACGCCCGCGCCGACGACGGCGGCGCCGUCACUGGCGCCUUCACUCAGUCCGACGGCGGCGUUCCUGCGCGUCGAUAGUGUGGGGGGGACCACCAACUUCUGCCAGUCCGGCGCCGAUUGCGACGUGGCGUGGACCUCGCGCGGGCCUGACUGCGCGAAGGUCGUGAUACGGCUCCACGACGAGGACGGGUCGUGGCUCCAGGACGUGGCAUUCGGGGAUAACAACGGCGCCGCCCCGGUCGUCCUGCCCGCCCCGGGCGCCGCGGGCUUCGCCAAGCAUUGGAUCGCGGUCGCGUGCAUCGACGGUAGCAGGGAGUCGGACACGUUUGGGCCCGUCUACGUCUCGACGACCCUCGCGCCCACGCCGAGUCCGACGCAGUUCGUGCCGUACCCCACGCCCGAGGUCUCGCACGGCGUGGCGGGGACGAUCGGCCUCCAGGGCGUCGCCGCCUCCACCGUCGCAAGCCACGCGCGCGUCUUCCAGCUCGCGAUCGCCGCCUUCCUCGUAAUUCCGGCGAGCCGCGUCGUCGUCUCCUCCGACUCCGCGGCGCGGCGGCGGCUCGCGGACACCGUCGUCGUCGAAUACGUCGUGCUGUACGACACGAGCGCGGAAGCCAGCUUGGCGGCGGCCAACGCGGCGGUGGCCGUCCUGCAGCCGGGCGCCGCGGCGGCCCUCGGGGCCGAGGUCCAGACCGCCGCGGCCGCCGUCGGCGCCGCCGGCGCCUUCGCGGCCGCGGCAGUCGUGGACCUCCCGCCGCCGGCAGCUACCUUUACGACGUCACGGCCGACCGCGGCUCCAACAACAACGCCCGGUGGCGGCGGCGGCGGUGGUGGUGGUGGCGGCGGCGGCGGCGGCGGUGGCGGCGGCGGCGACGGCGGCGGCGGCGUCGUCAUUGCCCUUGUUUUCGUCGUGCUGGCCCUUGCUGGCGUCGCUGCGUACCUAUACUGGAAGAAGAAGAAAAGGGGUACGGGAGGCACGAAGGUCGCGCCCGCAACGAAGCCAUCGUCGUCCACGAAGGCCGCGGUGGCCGUCGGCGCCGCGGCCGGCGCCGGAGGAGCCGCGCUCACGGCGUCGCAGACCGACGUCCUCGGACCGCUCUCUGGAAUUCUAUCGGCGCUUCCCGCGGCUGCGCCGCCGCCGCUCAACAUGUGUCUGAUGCCGUUGACGCACGCCUUAGCCGAACUGGGCCUCGCGGUGCGCCAGGUGCGCUUCAACAAGGAGGCCGCGGAGCUGCUGCAGCGGCGCGGAACGGAGAUCGCCCAGAAGCUCCAGGACGUCGUCAAAGCGACGCAGGGCCUGCCGACGGGACAGGUCGAGGCCGUCGCUCGGACGGUGACGGCCAUCGGCCAGGCGCUCGACGAGGCGGCGAAGUUUCUCCAGCAGUUCUCGAAGAAGGGCGCGUUCUCGAAGCUCUGCUCCGGCACGCUCGACGCGCGGCGCUUCGGUCUCCUCGACAAGCGGCUCUGCGAGCUCAGCACGGAGCUCGGCUCGGCGUUGGACCUCCAGCAGCUCGCGCUGCAGGCGCAGCGAUUCGAGAAGAUCGAAGGCUUGAUCCAACUCCUCGGCCAGCAGACGGUCAAUGCGAACAAUCAGGCGGCGGCCCAGCGGGCGGCGAUCCUGUGCGGCAUCCCGAAGGGCAGCGCCGUCGAGCACGAGGAGCUCUCGGCGCUCGGCCUGAAGCUGGACCGGAUCGCCGAGGACGUGAGCACGGUCAUGGACCAGAACACGAAGCAGCAGGAGUCGCUCGACGAGAUCAAGGAAUUGGUGGCGACGAAGAACUCGAAGCUGCGAGGCCGCGCGCUGGCGCGCCAGGAUAAAGAUAGGGCGCUCGAGGAGCUGGAGAUCGAGUUGGACUCGGUCGAAGAGAAGCCCAUCGCGAAGGGCUCGCAGGGCGCCGUUCACAAGGCUUCGUACCAAGGCGACGUGGUCGCGCUGAAGAAGAUGAGUCUCGUCCUGUGUGGAAAUCAACCAGUGUGUCGGGUGCACCCGACAAUUCUUCACUAAGUCAUUUCUCGGCGAUGACGCGGCCGUCCUGGCUCGGUCGAGCGGUGAGGAACCGGCAUCGCCACGCCAUCGAGCAGACAUCGCGUCGAUGGCGUGGAGGACGACGCGAUGGUUCAGCACGAACGCGCCGUAAAAUUUUGAUUUCCAUCGGCGCCUGCAGGUCUCGUCGGCAUCACGGCGACGAAGCGGAACAAGAUGAUGAAGGACUUUGCGACGGAGCUGGCCAUCAUGGUCAAGCUUCGGAGCCCGCGCAUUGUUUCCGUGUAUGGGGUGGUGACCUGUGUGGAAAUCAACCAGUGUGUCGGGUGCACCGAUAAUUCUUCACUAAGUCAUUUCUCAGUCAUGACGCGGCCGUGCUGGCCCCGUCGAGCGAUGAGGAACCGGCAUCGCCACGCCAUCGAGCAGGCGGCGCGCGAUGGCGUGGAGGACGACGCGAAGAUUCAGCACGAACGUGCCGUAAAAUUUUGAUUUCCACACAGGUGGUGACGACGGACUCGAGUUGGCUGGGCUUGGUCGUCGAGUACUGCGGCGGCGGUGACCUGCGCGAGGCGCUCGACGCCGACGACGCGGCAAGUAUUGACGAAGCGCAGCGGAGGCGCUGGCUAUCGGACAUCUCGCUGGGCAUGGCAUACCUCUACUCCAAGGGCGUGGAGCAUCGCGACCUCAAGACGUUAAACAUCCUCCUCGACGGCGACCGGCGCUGCAAGGUAACGGACUUCGGUUUGAGCAAGUCCGAGUCGCUGGCCACGGCGGCGACGCAGGCGACGGCCGGGGGCGACGCCAAGGGCACGCCUGCGUACAUGGCGCCCGAGCUCCUCCAGCACAACAUCUUCACAGAAAAGGGCGACGUGUACGCCUACGGCAUGAUCGUCUUCGAGGUACUGACCGGAGAUAUGCCAUGGCGCGGCCUCAAUCAGAUGCAAAUCAUGAUGCAGGUGUGCAUUCAGAAGGACCGCCCGAAGAUUGAUGGCGAUGCGCCCGCGGACCUGGUAGCGCUCAUGGAACGCUGCUGGGCGCCCGAGCCCGACGCUCGACCCUGCUUCGCCGACAUCAAGGCCGCGCUGCGGGGCGGCCCCGAUACUCCUGCGCGACGACGGCCGGUCGAGGAACAGCCCGCGGCGGCGGCCGUGGACGAGGAGACGCGGCAAUUGCAAGAAGCUAUGGCGCUCUCCGAGCAGUCUCUCGAGCAGGAGCGGCGUCGCGCGCAAGAGCAGCAGGAGCAGGAGCGGCGUCGCGCGCAAGAGCAGCAGGAGCAGGAGCGGCGUCGCGCGCAAGAGCAGCAGGCGUCGCAGGCGGCGGCGGCAGCACCCCAACAGCCACAAACCCAGCCGGCGGAGACGCAACCGCAGCGGACGGUGAUGAUCCAGGUUCCGCCCGGCUGCGGCCCGGGCAUGCCACUGCAAAUCAGAACGCCGACCGGCCAGAUCGUACAGAUCGUCGUCCCCGCCGGGGCAGGACCUGGGAGCCAGUUCCAGGUCGGCUACUGAGGCUUUUCUUUCGCCCCGCUUUUGCUUUCUACCCCCAACGCCCGGUGCGUAAAAUCCCAUUUCAAGU
Pelagomonas calceolata is the source of this 6743-nucleotide messenger RNA. NCBI's taxonomy places the organism in Eukaryota, Pelagophyceae, Pelagomonadales, Pelagomonadaceae. The record is from the annotation of a GenBank genome assembly.